Messenger RNA from Protopolystoma xenopodis, 300 nucleotides. The record is from the annotation of a GenBank genome assembly. NCBI's taxonomy places the organism in Eukaryota, Metazoa, Platyhelminthes, Monogenea, Polystomatidea, Polystomatidae.
AUGUAUAUCAGUUCGUGGCACUCACACAAUUCAGAAUAUGUUCGUCAUCUCGCUAUUUCGGGUUUGAACUUUCUUGAUAUGCGUGCGGAGUUCUGGCAGCAGCAGAAGCCUGUGUACGCCAGGAAUCGUGCUCCUUCAAAGCAUCCCGAUGAGUUUCAAGAAGAAAAGUUGCAAAUUGUCGACUCAAAACGAACAGGCUCAAUAAUGAGACACAUUGUAUGCACUUUGGAGGAAAUCGAUGAAAGUAAGUCAUAUAAACGACUUAAAUACAUAAGUUUAGAAGUAUUUAAGAAUGUAUAG